AUGGACUUGACGGCUGCAAUGAAAAAGUCCUCUUCCUCCUACGAACCGGCGCAGAACACCGCUUCAUCCCGACCAAUAUCCUCUUCGGCCUCCCGAUGCGAGAGAAAGCUAUCUGGAUGCACCAUUGGUCGCGCCAGUGACAGAUACUGGCCUGGAGAAAGUCGAGGAGAUCCAAGGGUACGCGGACCGCAACGAAUAGAAGAACUUCUUUGGCGCAACCAAGGCUGUCUAUGGUCCGCCAAUUAAAGCAACUGCACCUCUUCUCAGCGUCAAGGGAACCAAUCUACUGACUGAGAGGACGCCGAUUCUGCAGCGAUGCGAUGAACACUUCGGAGGCGUCCUAAGCCGCCUCCCCACCAUUCCCGAUGCCGCCAUCGCCCGUCUGCCUCAAGUGGAGACCAACGCCGACCUAGACCUUCCGCCCUCUACAAGAAAAUAA
Spirometra erinaceieuropaei is the source of this 439-nucleotide messenger RNA. NCBI's taxonomy places the organism in Eukaryota, Metazoa, Platyhelminthes, Cestoda, Diphyllobothriidea, Diphyllobothriidae. The record is from the annotation of a GenBank genome assembly.